Schistosoma curassoni is the source of this 1143-nucleotide messenger RNA. NCBI's taxonomy places the organism in Eukaryota, Metazoa, Platyhelminthes, Trematoda, Strigeidida, Schistosomatidae. The record is from the annotation of a GenBank genome assembly.
UAACAAGUUAAGCAACUACUGAAAAUAGAAUGAUUAGCUAACUAUUAAUUUUUAAUUAACUUUGAUCCAAUGAUAGUUUGAUAAUUUAUUUGGAAACAGCCCUUAAACCCUCAAGGUCACUGUGACAUAUAUAUAAGACCAAUUAGAUCAUUGUAAUAAAUUAAUCAAAGUAAUCUGUAACCAUUUAUAGUUGUCUCAUUUAACUUAAAUAUCUUAUAUAUACCAUAUUUAUCUUCACUCCCAUCAGUGAUUAUAAAGUUACUUGUACUUGCACUUGGCAAUAAAUUACUGAGUAUAUGUUUCUCAUUUAAUUUACUAUUUACUGUCAAUCACUAACCUAUUACAUUGUCCUUGUGGUUUUAAACGGAAUUUUUAUUCACUUCGGUGAGAUCGACAAGAUCUUCAAAGCAACAUAAACUUCUUGGAGACAUUAUGAACGUUCUAAUUGAUGCACUCUUACGUUUGUCAUGGAUAAUGAUAUUACUACCAAAAUUCUUCCAUUCACAAGCUCAUGCAAAAGUCACCAUUGACGAUGAUACUGGUUACUUUGUUGAUCCACAAGGAUUUAUUAAAUUAUUUCAUGGAAUCAACUGUGUGCAUAAAUUCGCACCAUUUUACUUUCCAAAACUACUUGACCCUCAUUCAUUCAGAGUACUUAGAGAUUGGGGAAUUAAUGUUAUACGCUUAGAAUUCAGCUGGAUAGCAUUAAAACCACAGGAAAACGAAAUCAGUCGAGAGUACUUAGAUAUCAUUGAAACGAUUAUCGACAAUGCUGGAUUAUAUGGAGUUUAUAUCAUCAUUGAUUUGCAUCAAGAUGGAUUAUCGAAACGUCUAGGUGCAAUUGAUGCUGUGCCUAAUUGGUUUAUGGAUAAAAUAAAGCGACCACCAUAUUUAUUUCAAUGCCCUUGGCCACUAACGAAAGAUCCAAGUAAAAGCCAAUGGUUUCUAACGUACGCCACAUAUGAGAGUGCACAUGUAUUUGAAAGUAUAUAUAAAAAUGUUUCAGGAAUAUGGAAUUAUUUUGCAGAAUAUUGGAUGAUAACAACUAGUCGUUUCGGGAAGAAAGAUAAUGUUUUAGGUUAUAAUUUGAUCAAUGAACCACCACCUGGAAAUUUUUAUUUAAAUCCAUCCCUUCUUUGCCUA